AUGGGGGAUCAAUCAAUUGAAUCGAUACAGAAACCAACAGCUAACAAAAGCAUAUCGCACACAAUUCUGCAAUCGUUACAGUUAUUCAACAGAGUUGCAAAAGAUGAUACAAAAUCAAUUAAUUCAAAGUUUUUAAGUAUGAAUCAAUGGUUUAGAGACUUUAAUAACACAAUAACAAACACACAGAAUAAAAAUUACAUGAUAUCUCCAGAUAAAUUAAAAGUAGUUAUUGAAAACUUAAAAGAGGAUAGUAUUAUAGAGGAUGAAAAUGAGCAACUAUCAUUAUCAUCACCCCAUCGCUUUGAAACAACUUUGCCUGGUUCAAAUCAAAAUUCAGUCAUACUUGAUUCAGAAACUACUGGCAAACAAGAGCUAUUUAUCACAGCCAAUCCAUCCCCUGUUAUCCAAAAAACCCCUAAGAAUAUUCAAAAAAUUACUAAUAAUAUACAUAAUAGUGGUCAUGGUAGCAUAUCUAAAAUUAAAGAGAAUGAAAUUGUCGUCAAAUCUAAUUUUGAAACGGCAAUAUCAUCUUGGUCUCCAGUGAAAGUAGAACAUACACUGAAAAAUGUCCAAACAUUGGAUGAAGAAGAGCAAGAAAAAGAGAUAAUUCCUAAUCACCAACAAGCUAUACAACCAAAUGAUUCAAAUGAAGAGGUACCAGAUACUUCUAACAACACUAUAAUACCCAAGGUUAAUAAAGAUAAAUCAAAUGAUUAUCAACCCUCAUUUACUAAUAAAGGUGAGAAUAACACAAAACAGGAAAAUGGUUUCCCACAGGAAAACGUUAUAUCUGAUAAUACCAUCAAGGAAAAUACAAAAGUAGAAAAUUCAGAUAUCAAAAAUAUUGAAAUAGAUAAUCUAUCAAAGAAUAACGCAGAUAGAAAUUUUACAUCACCAAAUGUAAAGAAACCUGUUAAUGAUCAAUCUUUUGUUCUACAUAAUCCAAAAAGUAAGGUUUCGAUUAGGACUAAUAUGUUUGAACCAUUACCCGAAAAGGACCCCUUAAUUGUCAAAAACUCGACUCCUUCCCAAAAGAUUACGUCCAAGUCUCAUAAUACUACUUUCCGAUUCCAAAAUUUAAAUAAAAAUGUUAAUUUACCUACCGUAACAAAUAGUCACACCUUAUUUAAAACAAACUUGUCAUUCUCGAAGAGAAGUUUAUCACCUUCUAUGAAUAAUAAAUAUAAGUCAAUUAUGACACCUAAAGAAAAAAGUAAUUAUAUGAAUACUUUUCACAGAAAUAAGCAUAACAUUGGAAAUAAAGUAUCUCCUCAAACAGUUAAUAAAGUAGUGGUUUCACCACUGAAAAAACAUGCAGACGGUAAUAUUAUUAAAAAAGAAAACAAAAAGGUAAUUAGAAGCCCUAUAUCCAGAUUAACAACAAAGACACCACAGCGUAUACAAUCAGUUAGUACUAAGCCAGGUGCUGUAUUUGAUAGGUUAUCAUCAAUUCCAACAAAAUCAUUUGAGCAGAAAAUACGGUCAAAAACUGGCCAAACUCCAAUCGCAAGAAAAUUCGCUCCUUCUUCUAUAGAUGUGACUGGGUCACCAAUUAGAAGAGUAUCUCCAAAGUUAAAGAAAACUAAAAUGUCCGAAAUUUUAGAACAGGAAGCUUUGAGUAGCAUUUUCUUUAAAAACAAAUCACAAAAUAAAAAUUCACCAUCAAAACAAGAAAAUUUAGUGUCGAAUAAUAAGAAAACUAUAUCCCCAGCAAGUAAAACUUUGGAAUCCAAACUUAUUAAGACCAAUAAAGGGUUUGAAUCUUUAAUUCCUAAGUUAACACAGGAUACAAGCUUGGAAAAAACUAAAGAACCUUUGAAGAAUAACUUAUUAGUUUCAAAAUCAUUACUCUCCAAAGAUACCUCAAAAAUUCUAGCUGAUAAUAUAAAAAGUCCAUCCAAGUCUAAUAAUUCCUAUGAAACAAGGACAUUAGUUAACGCACCACAAAUUUCUACUUUAAAAAUUACAUCGACAUUAUCAUCAGAUAUUCCAGCAAUGUCACCUACUGCAUCAGAAUCAAAUAAACUCAAAAAUACACUAGUUAAUUCUAUAUCCCUUUCUUCAUUAAACCCAAAUGAAAAGCUAAGUACUACAAAAAAUAACAACUCAAGCAAAAUUAAUAGCAAUAGAAAACUGGCUUUUGAAAAUACAAAAGAAGAUAAGGUAUUAGGGAAAUUAAAUGUAAAUUCUUCUAGUAACGAGACAAAACAGAAAGACCCAACUGAGAAAAUCCAACUGAUACCUUUAAUAGACGAAAGCAAAGUGGAUGUGAAAGUUAAAUUGAAUAAGAGAUUAUCAGAAGUCAUACGAACACAACAAGAACAAGAAAAGAAACGUAGAGAAAAUCAACAAAAGAGGAAAAAAUCUCAUUUAGAAGAGGAAUCCGGAAGAAAGCAUAGUAGGUAUAGUACCUAUCGGAUAUAUUCUAAAAAGCAUUCAUUGGGUACAAGUACAGCCACUGAUACUUUUGUUAAGACUAUUAUUAAUAGUAAAAAUUCGAAAGUUAUUAAAAAUGGAAUUACAACCAUAAAAAAUGAUAAUGACAGUAUUGUAGACACCAAUAACAUCUUAGGUGAUAUACAUAAAGUUGAUUAUAGAAAUAUCAUAGGUGAUGGAAACUUUAUAGCCACAGACAAAAGCACCCAGGCUCAAGAACUCAAUUCUAUUGAAGAGGAUUCACUACCUGAAAUUUUAUCUGAUGAUGAACAAAACAGGCUCGCAUUGACAGAAUGGGCACAUUCACCUGCAUUAGAAAACCAAUUGAAAAUUCAAAAGCAUUGGGAUCCAAGAAGGAUUUUUGGUCCAAUUGCACCCUUACAUAUAGACGAAAUAUUUCCAACUUCAUCUUCAUCUCGUCUUAAUAAAGUUAAAUCAAAACUUACUAAAAAACCCUCUUGGAAGCAUUAA
Arxiozyma heterogenica is the source of this 2907-nucleotide messenger RNA. It is a transcript of the gene SLI15, whose product is annotated as Sli15p. The transcript has a single exon. The coding region runs from base 1 to 2907 and encodes 968 amino acids. The record is from RefSeq and is a predicted model, not a curated record. NCBI's taxonomy places the organism in Eukaryota, Fungi, Ascomycota, Saccharomycetes, Saccharomycetales, Saccharomycetaceae.